Messenger RNA from Chrysoperla carnea, 620 nucleotides. RefSeq names its product cuticle protein 19-like. The record is from RefSeq and is a predicted model, not a curated record. The transcript is spliced from 3 exons. Lineage: Eukaryota; Metazoa; Arthropoda; Insecta; Neuroptera; Chrysopidae. Gene Ontology annotation, cellular component: extracellular matrix. Bases 36 to 524 code for a protein of 162 amino acids.
AGUUCAAACAAACAAAACAACCCUACAACACAACAAUGGCAUUCUUUAUUGCAGCUCUUUGCACCUUAGCACUUAGUGCAAUGGCAUCAGCUGGUAUCGCACCUGGAUAUGGAUUAGGUUAUGGAGCGGCUGGUUUAGGAUAUGGUGCAGCGGGAUUGGGCCAUGCUGGCGCUGGUUAUGCUGGUUUGGGAUAUGCAGGAGCGGCUGGUCAUGGUUUAGAUUAUUAUGCAUAUCCAAAAUACUCCUACAACUAUGGAGUUAAAGACGCCCAUACUGGUGAUGUAAAAUCUCAAUCAGAAGUACGUGAUGGUGAUGUAGUCAAAGGACAAUACUCUUUGGUUGAACCAGACGGCUCAGUACGUGUUGUAGACUACACAGCUGAUGAUCACAAUGGUUUCAAUGCAGUAGUAAAGAAAGUUGGACCAACAGUUCACCAUGCACCAGUCCCAUUGGCCCAUGGCUAUGGUUUAGGUGCCGGAAUAGGCCAUGGUUAUGGCGCUUAUGGUGCUUAUGGGGCUUAUUAAAUUGCUAAAGAUGUCUAUGUCAACAGAUUACCAUCGAUCUCAAUAUUUCAGUCAUAAAUUAUCAACGACUACAAAAAACGAUGUAAAAAUUAUGUA